Messenger RNA from Syngnathus typhle (broad-nosed pipefish), 978 nucleotides. RefSeq names its product trace amine-associated receptor 13c-like. NCBI's taxonomy places the organism in Eukaryota, Metazoa, Chordata, Actinopteri, Syngnathiformes, Syngnathidae. The transcript is spliced from 2 exons. Gene Ontology annotation, molecular function: trace-amine receptor activity. Gene Ontology annotation, biological process: G protein-coupled receptor signaling pathway. Bases 1 to 978 code for a protein of 325 amino acids. The record is from RefSeq and is a predicted model, not a curated record. Gene Ontology annotation, cellular component: membrane.
AUGGACACGGAGGACCAUCUCUGCUUUCCACAGCAGCCCAACAUCUCCUGCCAGAGGCCCUCAUUUAAUUGGUCUGAAGCUUUUCUUUUCAGAGUCGUGCUGCCGCUGGAAAGCAUCCUCACCAUGCUGCUCAACUUGCUCGUCAUCAUUUCAAUCUCCCACUUCAGGCAACUCCACACCCCCACAAACCUCAUCCUCUGCUCCCUCGCCGUCUCCGACUUUCUGGUGGGCUUGGUGGCGAUGCCAGGUGAAAGCUAUGUCAACACAUCCUGCUGGUUUCUUGGUGACAAUUUGUGUUGUCUAUGGAAUUACAUGCUUUUUAUUUCCGCGUCCGCCUCUGUGGGAAACAUGGUGCUGAUAUCAGUUGACCGUUACGUGGCUAUUUGUGACCCGCUGCGCUAUACCGUCAAAGUUACCAUGAAAAGAACUCGACUUUGUGUUGGUCUCUGUUGGUUCUUUGCAUGUAUCCACUGUGGCAUCAUGUUUAAGGACUACUUGGCUCAUCCUGGAAAGUUUAACUCCUGCCGUGGAGAGUGCGUCUUGGGUUUUGAGUCUUAUGGAGGCAUUCUGGACAUGGUCAUGAGCCUCAUCCUUCCUCUUAUCAUUAUCAUCACGCUCUACAUAAGAGUGUAUGUGGCUGCGAUGUCUCAAGCGCGUGCCAUGCGCACUCAUCUCGCAUGCAGCAAAGUAAAACAGCCCGUAAGAGUAAAAAAAUCUGAGCUGAAGGCGGCCAGGAAUCUCGGUGUUCUGGUUCUGGUCUUUUUGUUGUGUUUUUGUCCGUAUUACAUUGUCGGUUUGAUGGCCGAUGAUGGGACUCUGGCUUCACUGGUCCAAUCUCUUCUUUAUUUGUAUGACUUCAAUUCGUGUUUGAAUCCCUUUAUCUACGCCUUGUUCUACCCGUGGUUUCAAAGAGCCAUCAAGCACAUUGUCACUCUGCGCAUACUGAAGCCUGGUUCCCGUGAGACCCACAUACUGUAG